Molecule: messenger RNA, 1817 nt
Organism: Arabidopsis thaliana (thale cress)
Lineage: Eukaryota; Viridiplantae; Streptophyta; Magnoliopsida; Brassicales; Brassicaceae
Product: RNA-binding CRS1 / YhbY (CRM) domain protein
Exons: 4
Coding region: 352-1383 (343 amino acids)
Molecular function (GO): RNA binding
Source: RefSeq, marked reviewed
CUGAAGUCUUAAAAAGUCUUUAAACCCUCGACAAAUAAUGUCGCUUUAUGUCGCCUUCUCCUCGUCACUAUAUGUGAGUUCGCCGACGCCGUGAAUUCUUGGUUUUCCGAUUUACCAUUCGUCUCCGACAACGCAUCAUUUCUCUCCUUCUCCUCUGUUGAAAUUUUCGUGGAUCGCUUGUUUCUCAGUUAUAUUCAAUCUGGUGAAAAAAAAACAAAAAGCUUCAAGCUCAGAGACGAAGAUCCUCUGUUUCUGAGGACUUGCUUAUCAGAUUCUUGUUUCCUAAACCAACCGAUUUGAACCAAACGGUCUAUUCCGGUUAUUGCCUCUUGAAGUCAAUCACAGAAUGUCAUGUUAGCUUUAGGUUAUGCCAAGGAAAUCGCUCAAAGAUUUCUCAGAAAUCCAAAAUGGACCUCUAGAUUCUUCUUGCUUCACUAUCAAUCCUCUAAUUACUCCAGUUAUGUAAAGUCAAGACCUUUUCUACAAGUUCAAUGUAAAUCAGCUUCUUUUGAUGUUUCACAAGCUCAGAGAUGGAAUCUAUUUGCGUAUGAUGGUUUGUUUAGUAGACGUUACUUGAGUAAUUCCACAAUAGAGCUAAGAACAGAUGAUAAUGUGGUUAGGUUUGCUUUCAACAAUGUCUCUAGUAGUGGUAACAAUGUUGUACCUACAAGAAAAGAGAAGAAAUGGAAACGGGCUAAAUUGUCAAGAAAAGCUAAAGUGAAUGAGUUAAGGUUUUAUCGUCUGAAGGCUAAAAAGAAGAUGAAUUCUCCAAACCCUGAAGUUAGAAUUCGUUACAAGCUUGAAAAGGCUAAGAGGAAAGAAGAAUGGUUGAUUGAGAAACUGAGGAAAUACGAUGUUCCGAAAUCACCAGCGGAGCCUUAUGAUCCAGAGAGUUUGACAGAGGAAGAGCAGCAUUACUUAAAACGUACAGGUGAGAAGAGAAAGAACUUUGUACUUGUCGGAAGACGAGGAGUGUUUGGAGGUGUGGUUUUGAAUUUGCACCUUCAUUGGAAAAAGCAUGAGACUGUUAAAGUUAUUUGCAAGCCCUGCAACAAACCCGGGCAGGUUCAUGAGUAUGCAGAAGAGCUUGCUCGGUUAAGUAAGGGCAUUGUGAUUGAUGUCAAACCUAACAACACCAUUGUGUUGUACCGUGGGAAAAACUAUGUGAGACCAGAAGUGAUGUCUCCUGUUGAUACUCUCUCUAAAGAUAAGGCUUUGGAGAAAUAUCGGUAUGAGCAAUCGCUUGAACAUACGAGUGAGUUCAUAGAGAAGCUGGAGAAGGAGCUUGAGGAGUACCAUAAGUACGUUGCUCGGCACAAGAAGAAGAAAGAUGAAGAAGCAGAGAAGAAGAAAGAGGCGGUUUCGAAGAGCAAAGUAGUGUAAGGUCUCUCGUUUCAGAGUUUUUGUAGCAUCAAGAUUCCAAUUCUCAAAAGGAUUCUGAAAGCAACGGUGAACAUUGCAUUAUGUCUAAGUAAAUGGGUUCAGUUUGGCUAAACCAAGUUAUACCAACCGGUUAGAGAAUUAGAAUAGAGAAGUCUAUAUACAACUUUUACUAGUUUAGUCGUUUGUCAAUAAAUAUCACCAUUCAGUAUUUGUAGUGGAGAACCACCAAUGUAUGGUCUUAUGGUCUCUUUAAAUUGGUAGAGAAUUUGGACAUCUGUAGAUUGGUUUUAUAUAUGUGAAAAUUGAGUUCUCACAUAUAUAGACAAAUCUUCACUGUUUUAACUCUUUUUUGUAGAUUAGUAUGCAAUAGUUUCUCUAAUUAAAUGUUUAAGACAAAAAAAAUCUAACAUUAUUAUGCAAUAGUUUUUCUAAUU